Alternaria incomplexa is the source of this 1062-nucleotide messenger RNA. RefSeq lists its product as uncharacterized. Gene Ontology annotation, biological process: protein folding; response to heat; protein complex oligomerization. The record is from RefSeq and is a predicted model, not a curated record. The coding region runs from base 1 to 1062 and encodes 353 amino acids. The transcript has a single exon. Lineage: Eukaryota; Fungi; Ascomycota; Dothideomycetes; Pleosporales; Pleosporaceae.
AUGCCAUCAGUCACAUACAUGAACAACUCCGCUCCCUUCUGGGACUUCGUUGCUGGCCUCGAGCAGCAAGGCUCGCAACACCCAUUCUUUGCACAGAACCGUAACGACGGUACCGAAAACGAUCGCGAGAUGCCAACCCAAGACGCUCAGGAUCCCUUUGCACCGUUCAGAUGGGGUCAUUUCUUUGGUGGCGAAAGGGGAAUGCCUCACCGUGGCGGCCCUCCUCACGGUCACCCCGAACAUCGUCAUGAGAGAGCCACCGGCGAGCCAAACCAAGAACGCAAUGAACAGCCAGAAACCGAAAAGGGUGCUACUAUGAAUGCCGAUUACGACAACGGUGAAGGCCCAUCGGGCAACUCUGGCUCCGACAACGAUGCUCACAACGGUGGCCGACCACAUGGUCGCUGGGGUGGAGGACGUCGAGGACGCUGUGGCCAGGGCGGCCCUGGAGGCUCUGGCCCACACCAUCACUCUCAUCCCUACGGCGGCUCACCUCGUCAUGGACCACACCAUCGCGGCCAUCGCGGAGGAUGGGGCCCAUGGGCUCGCGGAGGACCCUUCGGAGGCAUGGGCGGCGGAUCUUUCGGUGCUGGCCAUAACGCCUGGAACUCCUUCGACCCCUCAACCCUUGCUGCCCAGCUCUUCAGCCAGUUCACUGACAGCCACCCUUCCAAUACCGCCAACGCUACCAAGCCCACCGAGGCCGACGACUACACACCCGACGCCGAUAUCUUUGACACCGAGUCCGCCUACGUCGUUCACGUCUCGCUUCCCGGCGCCAAGAAGGAAGAUGUUGGUGUAAACUGGGAUGCUGAGAAGAGCGAGCUCAGUAUCGCUGGUGUGAUAUACCGCCCUGGUGACGAAGAGUUCUUGAAGACACUGGCUCUGAACGAGCGUAAGGUUGGAGCCUUCGAGAGAAAGAUCCGCCUCGGGACGAGGGCCAACCCUGCCAGUGUUGAUGCCGACGGUAUCACGGCGAAGUUGGAAGACGGUGUGCUCAGAGUCGAAGUACCAAAGCUAGACUCUGGGUACGUUGAGAUCCGAAAGGUCGAUAUUGAGUAG